AGAGCCGGAACUAUAAACUAGGGCUAGAAAGCACUGAGCAAAGUCUUUCAAUCUUCUUUGAUAAAACCCCCAAACACACACACAAACGCCAUAUUCAUGAAAGUUCAUGUAUUGUGAUUGCACAUAACAACACUAGCCUCCGUACCCCCUUAUUAUGCCCACUAUGGAAACUGAGAAAUCAAACACCUCUAGAGCUGAGGAACUCAAGCAACUCGCAAAUGAAGCAUUCAAAGGGCACAAGUAUUCGCAAGCUAUUGAUUUGUACACACAAGCGAUUGAAUUGAACAGUGAGAAUGCGGUGUACUGGGCUAAUCGUGCGUUUGCUCAUACCAAAUUGGAGGAAUAUGGCAGCGCAAUACAGGAUGCAACUAAGGCUAUUGAAAUUGACUCUAAAUAUUCAAAGGGUUAUUAUAGGCGAGGUGCGGCAUAUUUGGCAAUGGGGAAGUUCAAAGACGCUCUCAAGGAUUUUCAACAGGUCAAGAAGUUAUGUCCAAACGACCCAGAUGCGACCAAGAAAUUGAAGGAAUGUGAGAAAGCUGUCAUGAAGCUAAAAUUUGAAGAAGCUAUUUCUGUCCCAGAAUCUCAGAGACGUUCAGUAGCUGAUUUUAUUGAUUAUCACACCGUAGGGUCUGGCCCUGGCUCAUCAUAUGUUUCCACCAAAGUAACUGCUGUAUCAGCGGCAGCAGCACUAAUGGCAGUACUGGUGGUAUAUAUGGGGACUAAGGCAGCCACAGCGGUGGCAGCAGCAGCUUUGGCAGCCUUAAUGAUGGUCUUGCUAACAUUUCGGUGGGCUCGCUACAAUGAUACCAAGAAUCGAACACUUGAAUUAGAAGUGGAGCCUCAAUAUACUGGUGCAAGGAUAGAGGGAGAUGUUGUAACAUUAGAUUUUGUAAAGAAGAUGCUGGAUGACUUCAAAAACCAGAAGAAUUUACAUAAAAGAUAUGCCUACCAAGUAGUUCUGCAAACAAGAGAAAUGUUGCGAGCGUUGCCCUCCCUUGUUGACAUUGUUGUCCCCGAAGGGAAACACUUCACUGUAUGUGGUGAUGUACAUGGUCAGUUUUAUGACCUUCUAAAUAUUUUCGAGCUCAAUGGGUUUCCUUCCGAAGACAAUCCGUAUCUGUUCAAUGGUGACUUUGUUGAUAGAGGGUCUUUCUCUCUGGAGGUCAUAUUGACAUUAUUUGCCUUCAAGUGCAUGUGUCCAUCAGCUAUAUACCUUGCAAGAGGAAAUCAUGAAAGCAAGAGCAUGAACAAGAUAUAUGGGUUUGAGGGCGAGGUCAGAUCUAAGUUAAGUGAAACCUUUGUGGAACUCUUUGCAGAAGUGUUCUGUUGCUUGCCUUUGGCUCAUGUCAUAAAUGGGAAAGUCUUUGUAGUUCAUGGAGGUCUUUUCAGUGUUGAUGGUGUGAAACUUUCUGAUAUUAGAACAAUCGAUCGGUUUUGUGAGCCCCCGGAGGAGGGGUUAAUGUGUGAAUUGCUAUGGAGUGAUCCACAACCUCAGCCUGGUAGAGGACCUAGUAAACGAGGUGUUGGUCUUUCUUUCGGGGCAGAUAUAACUAAAAGAUUCUUGCAGGAAAAUAAUCUAGAUUUAGUGGUCCGUUCUCAUGAAGUGAAGGAUGAAGGUUAUGAGAUUGAGCAUGACGGCAAGCUCAUCACAGUGUUUUCUGCUCCAAAUUACUGUGACCAGAUGGGUAACAAGGGUGCUUUUAUACGGUUUGAGGCUCCCGAUAUGAAGCCAAACGUUGUGACCUUUUCAGCAGUGCCACAUCCUGAUGUCAAGCCGAUGGCCUAUGCGAACAACUUCCUUCGAAUGUUCUCUUAAACCCUGAAACCUAACUUGCAGUAUUACAAUUGAUGCAACCUUUUGUCUCACUGACCAAGUGCAUGCACAUCAGGAGGCAGAAGAGUUAGUACUUACAUCCAAUUAUCUGCGGUGUCACUUUUUGGACAACUUCCUGACUUGCCCGCAGCUGGUGAGGAUCCUCACCUCGUUUGUUUUGUGUGGACAGAAAGACUUGGGUUAAGGUGUAAACGCUUCACUACAAUAACAAUGCUGUGUAAGAUGUUUGGUGGAUUGUCCCUUCUAUUAUUUAUAUUCCUCUGCUUAAGAUUGUCGCAAUUCUCAUUUCUCUUAGAAUGUCCAAACUGGGAGCUUUGAUCAGUUGAAAUUUUGGUCCUUCCUUUUUCUAUUUUCUUGAUUCAA
Messenger RNA from Nicotiana tabacum (common tobacco), 2197 nucleotides. RefSeq names its product serine/threonine-protein phosphatase 5. NCBI's taxonomy places the organism in Eukaryota, Viridiplantae, Streptophyta, Magnoliopsida, Solanales, Solanaceae. Gene Ontology annotation, molecular function: protein binding; hydrolase activity. The record is from RefSeq and is a predicted model, not a curated record.